This is a messenger RNA of Miscanthus lutarioriparius, 357 nucleotides long. Lineage: Eukaryota; Viridiplantae; Streptophyta; Magnoliopsida; Poales; Poaceae. The record is from the annotation of a GenBank genome assembly.
AUGCUCACUGCAAUUGGAAUUGAUCCAAAUGACUGCAUUUAUCUAAUUGCAUUUGGAGUUGUAGAAGUUGAGUCUCUGGCUGCUUGGAAGUGGUUCUUGGAAACAUUGAAGCAAGGCCUAGGCAUUGAAAACACAUACCCAUGGACUAUCAUGACUAACAAACAGAAGGGUCUAGUACCAGCUGUUGCACAGGUUUUCCUAGAAUCUGAACACAGGUUCUGUGUUAGACACCUAUAUUCCAAUUUCCAGAUGCAAUUCAAAGGUGAGAACUUAAAGAACCAACUUUGGACUUAUGCUAGGUCAACCACAGUAGUUAGGUGGAAUGAGAACAUGGAGAAGAUGAAGGUCCUUAACUAG